CGGGAGGCGGGGUAAGAGCGCCACGGCCUCGGCUGAAGGGAUCGGAGGAAGAAAGGGAGGAGCCCUUCCUGCAGCGCUGGAACCAUGGUGCUCACGCUCGGAGAAAGUUGGCCAGUAUUGGUAGGGAAGCGAUUCCUCAGUCUGUCCGCAGCCGACGGCAGCGACGGCGGCCACGACAGCUGGGACUUGGAGCGCGUCGACGAGUGGCCCUGGCUCUCCGGGACCAUUCGAGCCGUCUCCCACACCGACGUUACUAAGAAGGAUCUGAAGGUGUGUGUGGAGUUUGAUGGGGAAUCUUGGAGGAAGAGAAGAUGGAUAGACGUGUACAGCCUUCUAAGGAGAGCCUUUUUAGUGGAACAUAACUUGGUUUUGGCUGAACGGAAGUCUCCUGAAGUUUCUGAGCGAAUUGUUCAGUGGCCUGCGAUAAUGUACAGACCUCUGCUGGACAAAGCUGGUUUGGGAUCCAUAACGUCUAUUCGCUUUUUAGGAGAUCAACAAAGAGUAUUUCUUUCUAAAGACCUUUUAAAGCCUAUACAGGAUGUAAACAAUCUUCGACUUUCACUUAUCGAUAAUCAGAAUGUCAGUAAAGAAUUUCAAGCUUUGAUUGUGAAACAUUUGGAUGAAAGCCAUCUUUUACAAGGUGACAAAAACUUAGUUGGUUCAGAAGUAAAAAUUUAUAGCUUGGACCCAUCUACUCAGUGGUUUUCUGCAACCAUUGUAAAUGGAAACCCAACAUCAAAAACUCUUCAAGUCAACUGUGAGGAGAUUCCAGCACUGAAAAUUGUCGAUCCAUCACUGAUUCAUGUUGAAGUUGUACAUGAUAACUUUGUGACAUGUGGUAAUUCUACAAGAAUUGGGGCUAUAAAACGCAAAUCUUCUGAGAAUAAUGGAAGCCUGGUUUCCAAACAAGCAAAAUCUUGCUCUGAGGCCUCUCCCAGUGUGUGUCCUGUACAGUCUGUUCCCACAACAGUUUUUAAGGAGAUACUGCUCGGCUGCACUGCAGCCACUCCGCCAAGUAAGGACCCGAGACACCAGAGUACUCCCCAGGCUGCCAACUCGCCACCUAACCUUGGAGCAAAAAUUCCUCAAGGAAGUCAUAAACAGAUUUUACCAGAACUUUCUUCCUGUCUAAAUACGAAGCCUGAAAUACUGAGAACACCAGAUGUUGUCUGUAAAGUAGGGUUGCUCUCUUCAAAGUCCUCUCAGAUUGGAACUGGAGACUUGAAAACCCUGAGUGAACCAAAGGGAAGCUAUACCCAGCUGAAGACAAACACUGACCAGGAAAGCAGCUUGGAAUCUUUUCCUCCAUCAUCGACUGACCUUCCUAGGGAGUGCUUACCUACAAAGGCUUCUUCUACGGCAGAACUGGAAAUUGCCAGUACUCCUGAACUGCAGAAGCAUCUCGAACAUGGACCUUCCACAUCUGAUGUCCUUUCAAAUAAGCCAGAAGAGAAAGCAGAUGUCAAUAGUAAUAGUCCUAAUUGUUGUGUAGAAAAAAAGGUAGAACCUUCAACUUUAGGUUGCCAGUCACAGAAUUUAAAGGAGUCUUCAGCAAAAGUAGAUACUGAAAGCUGUUGUACAAGAAGCAACAAUAAAAUCCAGAAUGCCCCAUCCCGGAAGUCGGUUUUGACAGACCCAGCCAAACUCAAGAAGCUGCAGCAGAGCGGUGAGGCCUUUGUGCAGGACGACUCUUGCGUGAACAUCGUUGCGCAGCUGCCCAAGUGCCGGGAGUGUCGCUUGGACAGCCUCCGAAAGGAUAAGGAGCAGCAGAAAGACUCGCCCGUGUUUUGCCGCUUCUUUCACUUCAGGAGGUUACAGUUCAACAAACAUGGUGUAUUGCGGGUAGAAGGCUUCUUAACACCAAACAAGUAUGACAGUGAAGCAAUUGGCUUGUGGUUGCCUUUAACCAAAAAUGUUGUUGGGACUGAUUUGGACACAGCAAAGUAUAUCCUGGCCAACAUUGGAGACCACUUCUGUCAAAUGGUGAUUUCUGAAAAGGAAGCUAUGUCAACUAUUGAGCCACACAGACAGGUUGCUUGGAAGCGAGCUGUCAAAGGUGUUCGAGAAAUGUGUGAUGUGUGUGACACCACCAUCUUCAACCUGCACUGGGUGUGUCCUCGGUGUGGGUUUGGAGUGUGUGUGGAUUGCUAUCGGAUGAAGAGGAAAAAUUGCCAACAGGGCGCUGCCUACAAGACUUUCUCAUGGCUGAGAUGUGUGAAGAGCCAGAUACAUGAACCAGAGAACCUCAUGCCUACGCAGAUCAUUCCUGGAAAAGCCCUCUAUGAUGUUGGAGACAUUGUUCAUUCUGUAAGAGCAAAAUGGGGAAUAAAGGCAAAUUGUCCCUGUUCAAACAGGCAGUUCAAACUCUUUUCAAAGCCAGCCUCAAAGGAAGACAUAAAACAGACUUCCUUGGUUGGAGAAAAAUCGACUCUUGGUGCCGGGCUCCAGCAGAGCCCCUCGGUGUUGGAGCCCGUGGCUGUAGGUGGGGAGGCUGCGUCCAAGCCGGCCAGCAGCAUGAAGCCUGCCUGUCCAGCCAGCACAUCUCCUUUGAACUGGCUGGCAGACCUGACCAGCGGCAAUGUCAACAAGGAAAACAAGGAAAAACAACCAACGAUGCCAAUUUUAAAGAAUGAAAUCAAAUGCCUUCCACCCCUACCCCCCUUGAGCAAAUCCAACACAGUCCUCCACACCUUUAACAGCACAAUUUUGACACCUGUAAGCAACAACAAUUCUGGUUUCCUCCGAAAUCUCUUGAAUUCCUCUGCAGGAAAGACAGAAAAUGGACUCAAGAAUACACCAAAAAUCCUUGAUGACAUCUUCGCCUCUUUGGUGCAAAAUAAGACCUGCUCCGAUUUAUCUAAGCGGCCGCAAGGACUGACCAUCAAGCCCAGCAUCCUGGGCUUCGACACUCCUCACUACUGGCUGUGCGACAGUCGCCUGCUGUGCCUGCAGGAUCCCAACAACAAGAGCAACUGGAACGUGUUCAGGGAGUGCUGGAAGCAGGGGCAGCCAGUGAUGGUGUCAGGAGUGCAUCAUAAACUGAACACUGAACUUUGGAAACCAGAAUCCUUCAGGAAAGAGUUUGGAAAUCAGGAAGUUGACCUCGUUAAUUGCAGAACCAAUGAAAUCAUCACAGGAGCCACAGUAGGAGACUUCUGGGAUGGAUUUGAAGAUGUUCCGAACCGCUUGAAAAAUGAAAAAGAGCCAAUGGUGCUGAAACUUAAGGACUGGCCACCAGGAGAAGAUUUUAGAGAUAUGAUGCCCUCCAGGUUUGAUGAUCUGAUGGCCAACAUUCCACUGCCUGAGUACACAAGGAGAGAUGGCAAACUUAACUUGGCCUCGAGGCUGCCAAACUACUUUGUUAGGCCAGAUCUGGGUCCCAAGAUGUAUAAUGCUUAUGGGCUGAUAUUUCAGCAAACUGGAAAGAAAGGAAAGUGCAGCAGAGCCCUAGGGCCAUGGUCCGCGGUUGAAAUGAUAAGGUCCCCUCUCCUGUGUAUAGCUGCUCCUAAACUACAGACCCCUGCAAGCCAGAGAGAAGUUCCUUGGCCUCCGAAUGAGACAGGGCUGCUUCAGGGCCUGGCAGGAUUAAUUACUCCAGAAGAUCGGAAAUAUGGGACGACAAAUCUUCACUUAGAUGUAUCUGAUGCGGCUAAUGUCAUGGUCUAUGUGGGAAUUCCCAAAGGACAGUGUGACCAAGAAGAAGAAGUCCUUAAGACCAUCCAAGACGGAGAUUCUGAUGAACUCACGAUAAAGCGAUUUAUUGAAGGAAAAGAGAAGCCAGGAGCCCUCUGGCACAUAUAUGCUGCUAAGGACACAGAGAAGAUACGAGAAUUUCUUAAAAAGGUAUCAGAAGAGCAAGGUCAAGAAAACCCCGCAGACCACGAUCCCAUUCAUGAUCAGAGCUGGUAUUUAGACCGAUCACUAAGGAAGCGUCUUCAUCAGGAGUAUGGAGUCCAGGGCUGGGCCAUCGUGCAGUUUCUUGGAGAUGUGGUAUUUAUCCCAGCAGGAGCUCCGCAUCAGGUUCAUAACUUAUAUAGCUGUAUCAAAGUGGCUGAAGAUUUCGUUUCUCCAGAGCAUGUUAAACACUGCUUCUGGCUUACUCAGGAAUUCCGCUAUCUGUCACAGACUCAUACGAAUCAUGAAGAUAAAUUACAGGUGAAGAAUGUUAUCUACCAUGCAGUGAAGGAUGCGGUUGCUAUGCUGAAAGCCAGUGAAUCCGGUUUUGGCAAACCCUGAGGGUCCCAGAGGCGCCUUACCCCUGCACAUUGGAAGUGAAUUACUGGCAGCUGUUCAAACUCUUCAGGCAGGAAUCCUGUGGACUUUGAGACUCAUGUUACCUCAUUUUCUUUUUUAAACUGUACCCACCUGGUAAGGGUACUCUGUCUAAUGUAUAUUUCUAGUGUUUACAGACACUAAAUGUGUAUAUGUAGUAACUAUUUACAGAACAUGCAUCCUUAAACUGUGACUUCUCACCUAGUGCAGAGCUUCUACCCAGCUGUAAAAACAGAAGCCCGUAUCAGCUCUGGAACAAGACCUGCAGUUACUCCCCAGCUGUGUGGUUGGACAGCUUAGUCAAAUGGGUUAUAACUCUUAGGAAUCACCGCGCAGUUUAUUUGGGUUGUGUUUUGUUGUGUCUGAGUACCCUCUCCCCGACCCCUUAGGGUUCAGAAGGGCAGUGGAGGAAGCGACCACCGACGUUUGGAUGUUGUAUUGCCUUAGGACUGGCAUUAUAUAGCAGAGGUCAGCUACUGCACCAUUCUUGGGGUUAACCUUCUUUAGUUAAACGGAGUUUUAAUUUAAAUGAAGCUUUGCUAAUUUUAAGUGUUAAGCAUUUUGCAUUAAAGUAUUCAUAUAAUG
Molecule: messenger RNA, 4857 nt
Organism: Lagenorhynchus albirostris (white-beaked dolphin)
Lineage: Eukaryota; Metazoa; Chordata; Mammalia; Artiodactyla; Delphinidae
Gene: KDM3A
Product: lysine demethylase 3A
Exons: 27
Coding region: 85-4236 (1383 amino acids)
Biological process (GO): regulation of transcription by RNA polymerase II
Cellular component (GO): histone deacetylase complex; chromatin
Molecular function (GO): chromatin DNA binding; histone H3K9 demethylase activity; transcription coregulator activity
Source: RefSeq, a predicted model, not a curated record